Setaria italica (foxtail millet) is the source of this 1060-nucleotide messenger RNA. RefSeq lists its product as uncharacterized. Bases 292 to 876 code for a protein of 194 amino acids. The record is from RefSeq and is a predicted model, not a curated record. Lineage: Eukaryota; Viridiplantae; Streptophyta; Magnoliopsida; Poales; Poaceae. The transcript has 3 exons.
CCCAACAACAAGAGGAAACCGCGCCUGCUUUCGCCUCGUCGCAGCCUUGCGCUCCCCGCAAGCCUUCUUCUCCUCUCUCUCGCGCGGCUCCCCUCUCUCCCCUAAUCCGAUCGGCGGAGCGAAAUUUAGCGAGAAAUCGAGAGGAGCCCCAGACCCAAGCGCGCCAUAUAUAGCCAGGCACAUGCAAUCGGCGAACCCAGUUGCUGCUGGGCUCUCUCCCCUGCGCGCACACACGCAUUUGCCGCCUCUUUAAUCCCCUCCGCCCUCUCGCUCGCGCAUCGGCUGUCGCCAAUGGAGUCCUCACCGGCUGCGGCCAUGGCCCCGCCGCCGCCCGCGUCGUCCUCGUCCUCGUCGCGGGCCAGGGACCCCCUCCUCCUCGGAGGCUUCGACCUCCCCGCCGGCUGGGGGUGCCGCAAGCCCAUGGCCUUCUGCCGGGACAUUGGCGCCCCCGUCGCGUCCGAGUCCGACGCAGCCGCCGCGCAGGCCGACAAUAACGGCCCCCGAUCGUCGCCGGCGAAAGGGGCCCCGGCGGGGCAGCACGCGCCCGCCGCGGAGGAGGCACAGGAAGCUCCCCGGAGGCAGUGGAACCUGCGGGAGCGGACGACCUGGCGGGAUUACAGAGCGGAGGACGCGCGGCAGCCCAAGAAGCUCGGGAGCACGGACGCCGGCGGCCAGAAUAGCCGCGGCUUCUCGGUGGCGCUGACAAAGCAGGAGAUCGAGGCGGACUUCAUCGCGAUCACCGGCCGGAAGCCGCCGCGCCGCCCGAAGAGGCGGACCAAGAGCGUCCAGCGCCAAAUCGAGUCGCUCUGCCCUGGGAGUUCGCUGAUGGAGAUGACCCGGGACCGGUACAAGGUUAACGAGAAAGGGGGAUUCUGAGUUGCACAAGCACAAGGGAAGAGCAGGAGGAGGAGAUGGAUUUCCAACCGAAGAGCUUGAUCGAGCAAUGGCUGGCUCAUCAGAGUUGCUAAGAGAGAUUUAGGGUUAAUUGCUUAAUUCUGUCGGUAGUUAUGCAAUUGAUCAUGUAUGCCAAACCCUAACAGUAUAUGUGUUGGUUGGGUUC